UCCCUCCUCCCUUUCGCGCUUCGGCUCCUUCAGGGAGCCGAUGCAGGAGCGUGGUUUGGGGGCUGGUCUCGUGUCUAUCCAAGUAACAAGGCCCAUUUUUCACUAGAGCGCCUAUCAUCGGCACUGGUUGUUAAAAUUGUGGGUCACGGCUAAUCAUAGGUAGGGGCUUUCCUCGUUCAUGUCGAGCUGUGUUGCCAAAACAAAAUGCCAUUGGAGGUAUGGGUGUAAGCUCUGCUGCAACAACCCCACCCUUUUGGCAUGGCGUUUAUAUCUGAAGUUGGGUGGGUGGAUCAUUUGAGCUGGUUUUACUGUUAAAGUUUUGGCAGUGGACAAAAAACUAUUCCAAAGAAAUGAGUUGUAUUCAAUGGUUGCAGGCUUCUGUGUACACGUACUUUAUGCGGGUGGGUGCAAAACUGAGUUACACCGGAAUGGGUUGAAAUGAGUAGCUGAGUAAAGGAAUUCUCAUUAAGAUUUUGCACCAAGUUAACUCAAGCUGAUUUUAAUCAAUACCUAUGGCCUAAAUUCAUAAAGCGGCCCAGAUGUUACACCCAUUAUUUGUGUAAUGCAAGUGACUGCAGCUCAAAGUUAAUCUGUAGUGGAGCAGGACAUGGCAGUAUAGAAGUUCUUCAAAAAUCCCUUGCUUGGUUUGUCAUCCCUUCAGAAGAGGUUUGAAUGCAACUCUUACACAAGACCCAGCUAAGUGGAUUGUCAAGUUGUCUUGGAAAAAAACCCACAAUAACUCAUCAGAAGAUGUUUCACAUUUUUCAGUAUCAGCCUUUAAGACUAAUAACCCAAAACAGUCUUUCUAGCGUGUGUUUAAAACUGAUGCUUUCAAGACCUGUUGCAUUUGCACAGAUAUGGAAGUCAUGGUUAUCAAGUCAUUCUCUUCUUGGAAAGAAAAAUAUUAUCCUGAUGGGACCUCCAGGUGCUGGGAAAACAACAGUUGGGAGAAUAGUAGGCCAGAAACUGGAUUGCCCUGUCAUAGACAUAGAUGACGAUGUCCUUGAAACAACGUGGAAUAUGAGCGUGUCAGAAAAACUGCAGGAUGUUGGUAAUGAGGAAUUUCUAGAGGAGGAAGGAAAAGCCCUGUUGAAGUUCUCAGCAUCUGGAAGUGUAAUUUCCCUUAGCGGGUCCAAUCCAAUGCACGCUGCUGGCAUGCAGCACAUGAAGAAAAAUGGAAUAGUUGUAUAUCUGGAUGUGCCCACAACAGUCAUUAUGAGCAGGCUGAAAUCAAAGGAAAUGGAUCGUAUAGUGGGCCUGUCUCCUGGUAUUUCUCUCAAGGACAUACUUCAAUUUAGGAAGCAGUUCUACAAAAGGUGGUUUGACAUCCGUGUUCUUUGUGGAGGGGAUAUUGCAGCAGAGGUUGUAGCAGAAAAGGUACUUGAUGCUGUGAAGAGAUACCAAGACUCAGAACUGGAAACUUUCAUUUCAACGAGGUCUAGUAGGUCUGGAAGGAGUACGGAAGAAGACUCUCAUAAAUUCUAUUUCAGUGACGUUGUUACUCAGGGCUUAGCCCUUGAUGGAGGACUCUUUGUUCCUGAGAGAGGGCUUCCAAAAUUCACUGCUGAAGAAUGGCAAGGUCUGAUAGAAGCAACUUACACUGAAAGAGCCCAGGUGAUACUAGAAAGAUGCAUACAUCCUGAUGAUAUUCCUGCUUCUAAGCUGGCAGAAAUUAUUGAAACUGCAUAUGGAGAAAACUUUAGUUGUUCUAAAAUUGCCCCAGUUAGGCAUCUGGCAGGAAACCAGUUCCUUCUUGAGUUAUUUCAUGGACCAACAGCAUCGUUUAAAGAUUUUGCAUUACAGUUGAUGCCACAUUUAUUUGCUUACUGCAUUCCCAGAAGUUGCAAUUACUUGAUUCUGGUAGCUACUUCUGGGGACACAGGGAGUGCUGUUCUAGAUGGCUUUAGUCGUCUCCAUGACACUGACAAACAGAGAAUUGCUCUGGUGAAUUUUUUUCCUGAGGAUGGAGUAAGCCCAAUUCAAAAAUCACAAAUGAUUGGCUGUCAGAAAGAAAAUGCUUGGUCAGUGGGUGUCAAAUCUGAUUUUGAUUUUUGCCAGACAGCUAUAAAGCAAAUCUUUACUAACUCUGAUUUUACUGGCUUUCUUACAGUAGAAUAUGGAACAGCUUUAGCUGCAGCAAACUCCAUAAACUGGGCACGACUGCUUCCUCAGAUAGUUUAUCAUGCCUCUGCAUACCUUGAUCUUGUUCAUCAAGGUAUUAUUUCUUUUGGAAGCCCUGUAGAUAUUUGCAUUCCUACGGGAAACUUUGGCAACAUGUUAGCUGCUCUCUAUGCUAAAAUGAUGGGCAUUCCUAUUAGAAAAUGUAUUUGUGCUUCCAAUGAAAACAAUGUUUUGACUGACUUCAUAAGAACAGGUGUUUAUGAUUUGAGGGGAAGAAAAUUAGUUUCCACUUUUUCACCAGCAGUAGAUAUUUUGAAGUCCUCCAAUCUUGAGCGAUACUUACACCUGAUUGCUAAUGAAGAUGGACAACUGGUGACAAAAUUAUUUAAUCAGCUGGAAAAUCAGGGCCACUUCCAGCUGCAGAAAGAUCUACUUGGAAAGCUUCAACAGGACUUAGUGGCUGGCUGGUGCUCUCAUGAGGACUGCCUGGCUGCCAUUCACUCUGUGUACAGUACCACAGGAUAUAUUUUGGAUACACACACAGCUGUAGCUAAAGUAGUUGCAGAUCGAUUACAAGAUAGAACUUGCCCAAUUAUUAUUUCAUCUACAGCUCAUUAUUCUAAGUUUGCACCUGCUAUCUUGAGGGCCUUGAGGAUUGCAGAAAUAAACCAGAAUCCAUUAAGUCAGCUACACCUGCUGAGUUCUUACAGUGCUCUGCCUCCAAUCCACUGGGGCCUAUUAGAGACCCUGAAAAAGACAGGAAAUGGGGAUCACCAGGUCUGUGCUGCUGAUAUGACUGCACUGAUGUCCCAUAUAGAAACCUUAAUUCAAAAUCAUUUUAUGAAAGUUUUUUGAGCAACUGAUCCAAUGUCCACAAUUGUAAUACCUUCUUAACAAGCUGCAUGUUUUACUAAAGCCAUUGUUCAUCUGGCCUGUGUCCAGUCCACAGCUUAUCACACAGUUUUAGAUUCAGUUGUCGAGCUUUCAACAGUAUUUGUAAGUAAUGUGUGAGAUUUCUAGUGGUGGUGAAAGGUUGUGAAUCGAGAGUGUAAAACUGUUAAGAGGAAGAGCAUUUUGCGGAUCACACACAGUAGAGAAGCCAGUACUGCUGGCUUUCCUUGGCAGUGCUGUCUCCUUCACAAGCCUGAAGGAUCCUCGAUGGAAGGAGGCAGAUAAUGAAGUCUGACCUUUCUGGAACUAAUAGCUCGGGUUUUGUUGCCACAAUGAUGUGAACCUUUGGUCAGUGGAUGUUUUAAUUAAACUUCCACUCAUUUCACUUAGGGCACUGAAACAUAAUAAGAUAAUAAAAUGGUGUUCAUAUGUUACUAACGAGAGUUGAUUUCACUACAAAGAUUAAAGUAUCCUUGUAUUAUUAUUAAUCCUUGAACCAUUGACUUUUGUGAUAUAUUACCUUCUAUGUAUUGUGUGGCCAGUGUCUAAGUAAAAAAAUCUGAUCUUUUUUUUUUAAUACCUUUUUCUCCCAAAUAUUUUCCUGUGUCAAAUAGAAAACCUAAUUCAAUAUUUUUAAUAUAUUUGAGGUGUGGCUCUUCCUCCACUGUCUUGUAGUCUUUUUCCUAGAUGUUUUUUAUUUGAACUUUCAACUUUAGAAUCCUUUUUUAGUACUAUAGGAGAAUCUGCUAGUAGUAACAGCCAUCUUCUUAAAUAAGAAUCAGACUUCACCAUUUAUUUGCAUAUGUUUUUUGUAUUAUGUUUUGUCUUUGAGAUCAUAUAGCUUUUCUUGUUCUAAUACUUAUGUUUUCAUAUUUUUCAUAAGUUAAUUUCCUUGAUGUUCUGUUCUAUUCAUGCUUUGCAUGAAUUAGCGUAAGAAAUAAGCUUCCCAAAUUGCUUGGCAUCUCAUCAAGGAAAGUGAAGGAUGAAUUCCAGUGUGAUAGCAUCAGAAGUGUUCAUUAUGUAACCUAAAAUAUAUCUACGUGGUUUUGCUAAUGACAGGCUCUUUGCUUUUUUUUUUUCCCUGAAGAAAAAAUAGACUGGAUUAUCCUGGGAGAUCAUGUGGUUAUGGACAAAUGUAUUCUGCUAAUUGAAGAUUAUAUUUCGCAAGGACAUAAACUACAUUUCACACUAUGAGAAAUGGUAAAAUGAUGUAUUGGAAGUUUUGAGUGGCAUGCAGUUAAAGGUAAAGAGCUAAGAGUCUUCAGAUAUAAGGACAUAUAGAUAUGGGAAGUUGUGUUUCCUACUAAGAUUCAAAUAAUCUGGUAAUUGAUAACAUUUUUUUUUGCCUCUUCAGUAGGCAACAUUUCCUACAUUCUCUUGGGGCUUUGAACUGUUGCCGUAUCUGACAGCUUCCUCUAUGUGCCUGCUUGUACUUUUUGCCACACUAGAAGUGAACAAGACACCAUCUGGCAAACUAUUUUAAAGAAUUGUCAUUUCCUCCAGCGUAAGGUAAAAGUCUCAAGCGUGAUGUGCCUUUGCCACAGUGAAUCCAUACGCAGUAUCAUUAAAUGUAGCUGAGAACAUGGGUGUGACACAGUAGCUUUCUAGAUUCUCCCAUUCUUAGAUACUUUUUUAGGACCUUUCUAGUUCUUUGCUCAAACCUCAUUCACUAUGUCUGCAGGAACUUUGAAAAAUAACUUUUUGUUUUCAUGGAAUUGUGAACAGACCAGGUUGGAAGUGAUCUGAAAACAUCCGGGCCAAUCUUUUGUGACUAAGGGAGCCUAGAUGAGACUAUGUAGCACCCUGUCCAGUUAUGUCUUAAAAACUUCCAGAGAUGGAGACUCUUCCACAUUGCUGGGGCGACUGUUCCAGUGAUUGUGUUCUCACUGAAAAAAUUUGUUUCUUAUAUCAAAAUGAACCUUCUCCUGGUGCAGCUUCCCCCUUGUCAUCUCCAUAUGGCUCCUUGGAAGAGAGAGCCUCCAAUCUCUUCCUAACCACCACUGAAGCAUUGGAAAACUGUGCUGAAGUGCCCACUGAACCUCCUCCAGUGUGGAAAGAUUUGACUUACUCAGUGUCCUUGUAGGGCAGGGGAAUUUUCAUCAUUUUCCAAACAUGGCAUGAGAAAGACCAUGAUUAUGUAAUUAAAAAAAAAAUCCAAGUCCUGUAAGAAAAAGUUUCAUAAGCAUAUUGCCAAGAAAGAAGCAAUGCUUGUAUCAGUGUUGAGUGAACAUCCACCUUGUAUUUCUGUAUGUUCCAGUCUGAUUCUUACAGUAAUUCCAAGUGGGAAAAAAAUGUAAUUUUUUUCUCUGGAUGUGCUCCGUACAAAACCAGAAUUCUAAAUCUUGAAAACAGAAAAAAAAAAAAAAACCAAACAAACCAAAUUGCCUGGAUUGAAUUACUGGGACAAGGUUUGGUUUCAGCAUACAGACUUGGUGGAAAUCCUGCAGUACCUAGUUCCAUGGGGCUUAAUUCAAUUUGGCAUGACAGGGCAAUUUGUCACACACUGUUACAAUACUUUGUGGAAACAUCUUCAAAGAAGAGCUUGUCUUCUUAGAAAGUACCUGAGAGGGAAGAACUGAGAUUCUAAACAAGAUAAGACUAGAAGCCAACAUCCUACCCUGAGAUAACUCAGUGUUAGAUAAACUGGUCAGAAAUAAACUAGCAGGGGUUUUAUUUUGGCAUGACUUAAUCAUUAUUUCAAAGUUCAUGGCAGUAACCCAAGUAUGAUUUGAAUUUCUAGUUGCUGCUUUCCUAUCACAUGAGCCAUUAUAGCAGUUGAUAUAAAUUAAAUAAGUAAAAAAAUGAGCACUUGUACUUAGGUAAGGGCUUUCAACGUGGACUAAAGGUGUAUAAGGGCAGUGGUUAAUGAGCACAUACAGUAUUAAUAAAUUUCUCAGAGUGUCUGUUAACUUCAGUAAACUAUUUUUGUGCACUACAUCUGCUUGUGGAUCCUAGUAAUGGACAUUACAAAAUGCUGCAGUAGUGUUGUGAUCCUGGAUGUACACAGUAUUUGUGACCUGGUGUUAAUGCUGUGUUCUCGUAGCUGUAGUGUACAGUCUUUUGUUCUGCAGGGCCUACAGGAAUGGAAGGGAAAAAAUUUCCAGCAUGCUCAGAAUAGCUGGCUGUGUGUACAUAGGAUAGCAAUCCCCCUUUCUUCCCAGCUUAGAUUUUCUUAGUGUCAGUAAUAUACCGUAGUUCAACAAAUAUUGUGCUACUGUUAUAGUCCUUUUUUUCCCCACUGUCAGUAUGAUGAAAGAUUCAAAAGGCAUUAAAGACUGGGCAUAAGUGCCCUUUUUGUCUUGUGUGUUCAGCGUGCAGACACUGUGCACACUGAGUGCUGCCAUACGUUAUUUUCUAUUAACGUCUUAAGGCAAAGGUGGUGUGCCAAUGGUACAGAACAGCAAAUCUAUAUUGUGCUGGUUAGCAGGAUUCUUUAAGCCAUUUAGGUUUGCUGUGUACACAGUUCGUUCCUAUUUGUCUAGCAGGAUGUUGCAAUAUCAAUCAACAAAAUCCAGGUUGAUGGAGAGUGUGAGCAUGCAGAACUACACAUUUCCACUGGCUUUGUUGACCCAGAGUAAUAACAUAGCUUUAGUUAAGCUGUUAUUCUUCUGUACAGAUAAAUCUUUGCUGAACACUUGCUACUACAUGGAAAACCUUAGGGACAAAUUGAACAAAUGUAAGGACAAAUAUAAUGUCUAUGUUUACACUUUUUAUUUAUGUGAGAAAUGCUUUGUUUUGCUUACAGAUGUACCAGGUGCUCAUUACUUGCAUUUAGUCACAGCCCUUCUUCUCAGGGUGACAGAGAGUAAUGUAAGGUAAAGGAUGAAUAGAGCAUCAGAAGAUAAUUUUGUGUUCUUAAUAUUUUAUGAUCUAGAAAGGAUUGCUGUUUACAGUUUUGAGGUGCUGGAACAUUUUAUCUGAUGGAACUCUACAGGGAAGAUUCUUGUUGUUCAAAAGGUCAGCUUUGCUUUCAAGGACAUCAAGAACAGACAUUGCUAUUAAGUAUAUCAUGUUUGGCAUACCUGAAAUACACAUUACUCAUUUGUAUCCACUGUAUUUUUUUCUAAAUAAAUACUGCAGGAUCCACACUAUAGCACUUUCUUUGCAAAUAUGUUUGUAAAUCCUUAUCAAUCUGCUAUGAAGAAAAUCUACUAAAAUAAGUGGUUUUCGGAGUUUGAUAUUCUUAAGUCAUGAAAGAUGUGUUCCAUCCUGUGUUUCCUUGAAAAUUAGGGGUAUAGUUGAUGACAAUGUCGUAAUUCACUGCUAAGACUAAGGUUUUAGUGAGAUAAUCUGCAUCAUUCUGGAAGGAAGUAUGUAUAGAAAAAGAAACACAGAUCAAAACCAGCAAAUGUCUAAACACUCUGUUUACAUUGCACCACAGACUUGUCCAGUGCUGCAUGCAAAGCCUGUAUUCUGAGGAUUAGUAUGGAAAAGCAAAUCUCUGACUGUUUAAUAUUUCUUAUUCAUGUUUAGUUCAGUGGAGAGAUGAGCUAGUUGUCUGUUAGCUGUUGUGAAGCAACUUUGGUACACUUCUAAUAUCAUUUCAGGAUCAUGGGCUUAAAAAUUACUUGAAUGGUUUAAACAGCAAUGAGCAGUUAAUGUCAGAGAAUUAAUGUGAAUGGGCCAUUGAUUCUGAACAUGUAUUAGCAGCUUAAGGAGGAUUUAAAUGUCACUGUGUUUUUUCACAGCAGUUACAAUGUGCUCAGCUUGCUUAUGAGAACUGGGAAGCUGGUGCUUCAGAUUUUUCAGAAUGUAGCAAUCUAAAAGAUGACUCUUGCUCUUGCUCUCCAGUUUAGCUAAAACUUUUGAAGAUCUCCUAGACAUAGAUCUGUUUGUCCCUUUUACUCGAGAAGACUUUAUUCCCUGAUAAAUGUUUAAAAUGCUGUCUGGCCUCUUUCUUGACUGUAUAGGAAAAUUAUUUAGCAGAGUUAAGAAAACACCUGAUUUACUUGCUUAUGUACAGUAUCUUAUAGAAUUUAACCAAGGAGAGCAUCCACAGUGUGUUCCUUGUGCAACAUAGGAACACAUUUUUCAUAAAAAGUGUAUCUCAAGUUUCAUGAAAUCAGUUACAUAGCACCAGCAUUGUUACUCCAGCAUUUUAUUUAGAUAUUUUGUCACUGAGAUUUGGAAUAGACUUAGAUUUUCAAACAGUUUAUUUUAUUUUAAAGAAGUUAUUGUUAUAGAAACAUGCAAGGUAUCACCCCCAAAUUUAAAAUUCAUCAUGACAAUAAUUGAGUCAAACCCAAAACACCUUGAAAUGUAAAUCAGAAAGGAAUGACUGAACAGAUUUGUUAUGUGCAUUCACACAGGAUUUGGCUCUUAACCAUGAGUUUAUUAAGAACAUAGGAGGAAAUAAAGUAAUGAUUGUUCAAAUCUACAAAUGCCACGAAACUUAAAUACUAAGGAGCCACUUAAUCAGAGCAAGAUUAAUUGCCUGGUUAGGAGCUGUAAGCAAUUUGCAUUUCAUUCUGGCCUAAAGCAGACCUGUGUUUUUCGGACCAUAGAGGUUUGAGAACAUACUUAACAAGUUGAACAAUUUGUGGUAGGAAGUGCUGACUUUGAAUAGUGUCUGGAAAUGUGCAUUCUCAACCAAACACAGAUUUUCAGCAUGCCUUGUGGUCAAAAGGACCAGUGAGAUCCUGAGGUUAGAAAUGGGAAUACUGUCAGGGAAGUAGUACUACUGUCUGUAUUUGACUUUGGUGUAACCUUUUGGAAGAAUAUUAUGCCAAAUUUCAGUAGUCACAAUUUUCAGUAAUGCUGGGAAGUUGGACAGAAAAGUCAUGAGAGCGAUAAAAGUAUUAAAAAGAAGCACUGGCAUCAGAGUCUCAACAAACAGAAUCUGCUUAGUUUAGUGAAAGAAGAAUCAGCCUAGAUGAAUCCUCUUUGGAGAAAAAUUGAUAAUAAUGAACUGUUCCACCUAACAGAGAAAGAUCCAGCAAGUCUAAGCAGAAGUCGGACAUGUUACAAAAAGAGAUAAAGGUACGUAACCGAACAGUAAGGUAUCCCUAGUCUGGACAUAUUAUAUGAUUUCCUGAAAAAAUGUGAUUUGAUAGAAAGAGGACUAAUUCAGACAAGUCAGACCCAUGUUACACAAGAGGUCAAACCAAACAAUCACAAGUCGUGUUUGGCUGCCCCAGGAGUAACUUGCCUGUUAACAAAAGCAUGAACAGCAUUUCACAGAGGUUUGAGAGCUAGAGAUUGUGAACUAAUUUCAGUUCUGCUGUGGUGUGAUCAGUACACAGAGGAAGUUGUGUGCUAAAUAGCCUACUGGAUAUGUUUAGCCUUGUUCUUUCUGUCUCCAGAGAAUUGCAAAUGGACUACUAAUGCACACCCUGACUUGACUCAUAGCUAUUAGGAUAUGCCUCAUUAGUUUUAAAUUUCAUUAUACAAUUCGGCUUGUGAUGGUUUGGGCUAUAUAUACUUUCAUUAUGAAAAUGAGGUGAACAGCACAGGAGGAAAGUGUCUGUGUAAAUGUCAGCUUUAUUGAAUGUAGCUAAUUAUUAUUUAUUUUUCCAAACUUUUUAAAGUUAGAGAUCUUUUAAAAUUUAUUAGAUAUUUUUGGACCCCUUUUCUCUCUGCUUUUACAAGCAACUUGCAAUGCAAUGGCCAUUUUCAAUUCAUUUUCAGCUCAUAACAAGAUUUAUAUGACAAAUGGGAAAAUCCAAUGCUUCCUUUUUGUGGUUAAACUUGAACUUUUAUAUACCAGUUAAAGCUUAGAGAAGGUAAAAUGUACUCACAGGUUCUGCUCUAGCAAUGUAUUUUGAUUAAAACAUAUUUGCUGGCGAUUGAAUCACGAACUCAGACUGGCAGGGAAUCUGAAUCGUUUCUUCAAAGAAGUGAGUCAGUUUUAUACACUUUUCUAAGGCACAGGAUUUCCUCAUAUGGCAUGACCUAUCCCGUAUUGACACAUCAGCAACACACUUCCUAAAUGCCCUUCUAUGGGAUGGUCACUCACUGUUCACUCGUCCGUCAGCUCCUGGCAGGCUCCUCUCCGUAGGGCUCUGCCGUGUGACGCCUCUUUCCCCAGGGUCCGGUAGAGACAAGCCUCUGUGUGCCACCAUGUGCUCCUUUGUGCUGCCAUGUGCCUCUGCAGGCAGGUUUUACAGCUCACAACCUAAUUCUCUAAUUCCCCAUAAUUCCCCCUUUUCUGUUUUAUACAAAUAAAAAUUAUGACAGUUAUUAAACAGGUAGAACUUUGAGAAACAACAUAAAGUUGUCUAAAGCUUUUACUAUCACUCAGAGUCUACAACUGCUGGAAGGUCUUGUUGAAUCUAGAGAAGACUUAGAAAGUCUUUCUUAGGCAAGACUUUUAAGUUUACUUUGAAAGAGGGUCCAGCUUUUGUAAGCUCAAAUUAGCAAGUCAAAAUGACUUGACUACACUUUUAGGGCAGAAACCCUUGGGUCUGAUGGUAUAAAUCCCUAGUCAGCCAAGGCUAGGGCUUGGCCAGAGCCUUAAGCCUUGACUGAGAGGGUUUCUCAAAAAUACUUAUAAAAUUGCUUAAAAACUUUAGUAAUAUCAUUCUGAAUGCGAUUGAAAAAUUAAGAACAUAUAAAAUUUUUUACAGUCUUUUGCGGGGGGUACACCCCAUCUCUGCAUUCCCCCUUUUCUGUUCUAACAAUAUGUAACAUGAACAUCUUUCAAUUUACCCAAUUCAGGAAAAUAUGGAACAUAACAUGCAGUUUUCUUACUAUGAACAAUAAAAUAAUACAUCUAACACAACAAGUGUGCACCAAGUAAAAAUAAGCAAGGUAAUAUCAUUAACUGCUUAAAUACUUCACUGUUUCACAGAAUAUAUAUAAAUCUAGGCUUUGGACAUUGCAAUUAUAAUAACAUUAACUUUUUAAGUGGUUUCAAAAGGUUUCAAAAGGUAACAAGUCUAAUUCUUGCUUAAAAAAAUAGCUUACAAAUUAUAAUUAUUUUCUAUCACAAAAAUCAAUCAGACCAAUGCAGGGUGUCACAAGGUGGUGUGGUAAAAAAAAGCAUUAGCUUGCAGCUGCUCUCGCACAAGCUGGUGCAAAUGCUGAAUGCUGCAGGCUCCCCCACCCCCGAGGAAGGGGCAGGAGACAGGAGCCCGGUUGUAGCGGCUUGAGUCUGGCUGUCCGUGUGGGUCCCCCUGGCCACGUGGGCCCCGCUGGCUGUGCGGGCCUGGGUGGCCGCGCAGCUCUGCAGAGGUCCUCUGGCAGCCGGCAGAGGUCCGCCAGCCCAUCUCUUCACCUCUUACAUGCAGAGAGCCGCCCAUGGCCCCCGCCUUGCGCUGAGCAGCUGCAGCCCCGCCAGCUUUCAGCGCCGCUGAUCCCGCCCAUCCACGGUGUGGGGGGCGGCCUCCGGGCGCGGCCGCCACGCGACUUUGCCAUGUGCUCGCCAGCGCUGUGCGGCCCCGCCAGGCGCUCGCCAGCGUGUGCCCUCUGCUGCCGCGCGCUUGCGUUCUACACUGCCGCAUCUGCCGCUGCUGCACUUCCGCAGAGGGCAGAGACAUAACGUGGUACCAGGGAUUAUCGCUGGCCAGUGUUCCUGCUGCUUGCAGCAGCACUUCAAGUCCCAUGGGGCUCACCGACGGACGCACAGAUAGGCUUAUAAUGAAUUCCUCACACGGGGCACCAUUUGCUGGCGAUUGAAUCUUUGACCCAGACCGGCAGGGAAUCUGAAUCUUUUAUUCAAAGGAGUGAGUUGGUUUUAUACACUUUUCUAAGACACAGUAUUUCCUUAUAUGGCGUGAUCUAUCCCAUGUUGCCACAUCACCAACACACUUUCUCAAUGUCCUCCUAUGGGGUGGUGACUCGCUGUUCACUUGUCUGUCAGCUCCCGGCAGGCUCCUCUCCAUAGGGCUCUGCCGUGUGACACCUCCUCCCCCAGGGCCCGGUGGAGACAAGCCUUUGUGUGCCGCCAUGUGCUCCUUUGUUCUGCCAUGUGCCUCUGCAGGCAGGUUUUACAGCUCACAACCUAAUUCUCUAAUUCCCCAUACAUGUUUUCUUUACAUUUUAAACUAAUUCACUAAAUUAUAUCUAAAUAGAGCAGGCAUUUAGGGGACUUUUUUACUAAGUAUCUGUGGCAAUCUGAUUCUGUUUAAAAUGGUAAUAAAUGCAUCCCAUCUCAUAAUGAAACCAGUGCUCCCUGCAUAAUUAAUUUGCAUUUUAUACAGAUGAGGAUGGGAAAGCCAUAUUCACAGUAGUUUUCAACCAGAAAGGUUAAUAAAAGGAUUCUAUGCAGUUCUGAAACACCGCAUAAGCGGCUCAUUUCUGCAAAACCAGUAUUUUGCAAGUGAAAGUUUUAGUGAAAUUUACCUGGAAUCGUUGUUCCAUACAGCUCUUAUCCACAAGGUGGCAUUCCUAACGGGGGUUUGCUAGACAUGGUCAUUUCUUGCAGUUUUUGAAGGGCUAUAAGUGAAAGGCAGUCAUAAGCAUUUGUAAUAUUAUACAAGCUUUUUAUGUUUUCAUUUUUAUAAAGUGUAAUUAAGAGUAAUUAAAGUCAGAAACCUUAAUGAUAAUUAGAUCAGUACUCAUUGAUUGUGGAGUAUCCAGAAAUAUGUGAUGGUUCCAGGUUAACAAAACAACACAUUCAUUCAUGGCAUUAUAUGCUACUAGAGACUUUUCAGCGGUAAAUCUGGAAUCAAUUUUGCUUUAAUGAAAGAGUCUAAAAUAAUAAUUUAAAAAUUCUCUAAAUCAAGAGCACAAAUAAUACCUAGGUCUUGUAUGCAAACCUCAGUGUUUGGUGUUUUGAAAAUGAUGUGGCAUAUGGGGAGCUUGUAGUGAGUUCUGGGUUAAGGAAGGGGAGAUAACAGUGUUCUUGGGAAAAAGCUGCAUAGAUUAUGUCUUACUCUGCAGGGGAGGCUUUUUCAUAGUUUCAUGUUACAAUGACCAAGCAACUUAUUUUCAUAUGCCUGUCAUCCAGGCUGAUAACUGAGCCUGCAGGCAGUUCUGCUUUUCUUCAGGCUUUGUAUAAUUUUCAGUUUCUUGUAAUCUUUGUAUGCUAAAUUCAAAUGCCUUGUUAUUCUUUUUCUUUAAAUACAAGUUUGAAGGGAGUAUAAUACAGCCUGCUAAACCAAUACAAGUGCACUAGAUUUUAUAUAACAGGGACAUGCAUAUUGUACUUUUCUCUCCUGUGGUUAAGGUCUUGAUCUUACUUUGCUUCUUUUGCUGACUCUGUAAGAUCAGACCUGAGCUAAAUAAUCAUUUAUAUUUCCAUUCUAGCUUGUGCCCUACUUGCAUUUUGGUUUGCAAAAAAAAGACAUAACCUAAAGUUUGUGCUUAAACUGUAAUCCAGUGAAAAUUGUGGAAUUUUUUCCAGGUCUAUUUCAAGUCAACAGAAAGGAAUAUGAGUAGAUUUUUGUUUGUUUGAUGUAUUGUUUUGUGGUAGCAAAACUUCUGUGGAGUCUUUCCUAACGCUUAAUUCCUGCUAAUUCCUCUGCUCCCUGUGCCGACUCCCACCGAUGCCUCAGCCCUCUGGGUUUGGUUCCUGUCACUUAACACAGCUGAAAGGACAGAGCAGCGGCUGCAUCCACGGCUGACACUAAUGACAGUCAUUGCUGAGUUAGUGGGCACUACUUUGACAUUAAGCAGAUGUUCUUUUUCCUAACAUGCUGUUGUACCUCUAUCAUCUCUCAAAGAUGAGUCUGCGAAAUAGAAUACGAAUUCCUAUUUACUGAAAGCAGUUGUCAGUCAAAAAAAACCCCACUUUCAGAAUAUUUAAGAUGGUAGAACCUACCUGCUUGUUGAAUCUGGCAAGCACUGUAGAAGCAAACCUUCUGAGUUGGUAGUAUCUCGUGCUGACUACCAGUAAAAUUUGAGGGCCUGAACAUCUACCACAUGCUACAAAUUUUAAAGAAAUGUGGUGAAAAUUACUAUUUCCAGGAUGUGGAAAUGGCUGGACAAAGAAAGUUAUACAUAACAAUUAUGAAGCAUUAAUGAGGAAGAAAAUUAUUUGUUGUUGUUGCCUUUCAGGUUAAGCUACACACUGGAUUUUCAUUACAGUAGUUAGGUGUAGCAGUAGGUGAGUAGAUGGGGGCAACAUUCUUCUGAGAAGAGCAAGAAGUCCCACAGGGGAGGUUUAGGAAAAACAAAUGUACGAAAAAACAAAUGGAAAGAAACAUUCUCCGCUCUGAUGGCUGCCAUGUGGAAAGGGCUUAUUGUGAAGGGCGGUCUGUAGAUAAAACUGUACACAGCUAUACAAGGGAACAGGUUAGUCAAGGUAAUGGCAGGGUUCAGGGUCCCCAAAAAUGCUGUAAUGUGUAGGGUGUGAUGGACAUCAGCAGGAGAAAUCAGUAGUCUGGAGCAUCGCUGAUGUUGCUUCUGGGACAUCUCAUGAUGUUGGAUCAGAUGGAUAUGUACUCCAACUCCCAGAAAUGGGGGAAAGAAAUUAUGCUGAAUUUGUCCUUUUGCCUGAGGGUCUCUCAGUUAUGUGACAGGGAUUAUAAAUUCAUAUAAACAAGCACUUGCAGGUAACACUGCCAGAAAAAAUGGCUGUACUGACUGUAGACAAAUAAUAGUCCUGAUACUUCAUGAUGGAUCUGGAAAUUACUUUGCUAGUACAAAGCACGUCAGGGGCUAAUUUGAUGCGGUUUAUUGCUUGCAAGAGGUGGAUUAUAAAUGUUUGGAAUUGCAUCUUAUGUAACUGCUGGUGGAUAAGCAUAGGUAUGAGUAAGUGUGAACUGGGAAAGGAAAAUUUGAUACUGGGAACUGUAACCACAAGUAUUAUCACUUCCCAUAUGUAACAAACUUAUGCCUAGGGCAAGGAAGCACAAUUACUGACAAGCUGUGUUUGCUCAUGCAGGUGAUUGUAUUGCUGUAAGUGAUGUAUCACUCUGGAUUACAUUUUUUGAUGAAAGACUUUUCUGGAAUGAUCGUACUCCAAAGAAACUUUGGAGUUGUUUGCCUUCAAUAGAUGACCAGGUCUGCCUUUUGAAAAUGUUAAAUUUGUAAAGUACUUCCCUGGGGGUUUUAAAUUGGUGGAAGACAAAGGGUCAUUAUUCAACAUGGAGGUUUGCUUCCUCAAGUUAGUCACAUAAUCUCUUUCAGUCUCUCCCUUUGACUUCCUCAGUCUCAGAAAUCUACAACUAUGUAUUUUAGAAAAUUAUCAGAUACUUAAAUAUUUAAUAUACUUCCAAAUUGUAUGAUUUUACUUUAUCUGUUAUCAAAAGAAUAUGCUGGAUUCUCUGAAAUUAUAUUGGGUGCUGAAGAUACACUGAUGAUUUCUGAAAACAGAAAAACUGUCCUCACUUCUUUUACAAAAGGCAAAACGAUGUUACAUUUUCAAACUGUUAAAUCUAGCUUUUAAGUCCUGAUUCCAGGAAGUGUGCAGCACCUGAAUUGCCAACAUCUUUGUUCAUUGUGCUCCUGGGUCACUGAUGGUAAAGUUCUUACUUUCUUAUGCAUUUCUAUUAUUGUGAAAAGAGAUAGUUUUACGUCUAGAUACCUUUCUUCUCAGAGGGAUCUGAAUGCAAAAUAGAGUUAUCCACUGUGUUAUUUUGUCCUGACACUAGAAUUACUUUACUCAAGACAAAUCAAACCUAAUACCCAGUCAACCCCUGUUCAAAAUACAGUGAUGAAGCUGAGCCAGAAGAUACUGAGUGCAAAGUGAACUUUUCAGUACUGUAUAGAGCCAGUAUAAAAGCUAGUUGAAAACUACUUCACAAACUACUAAGAUCUCUGUAGUGCCCAAUAUCAAACAAAUUGUUACUCAUUUCUGCAAGGCACAGCUGACAGCUGGUGGAAGAAAUAUAAAUCACUUUUUAAAAAAAUCUGUCCAAAAUAAAAUUUGCCUUCUGUGAGCACUUAGCUUGUUGUGCUAAGCCUCAGGGUGGAUCUCCCUGAAGAGUGGAUCUCCCAUGUCCCAUGGUGGUGGCUCUUCGGUCAGUUCAGGGACAGCAGAAGCAUCAUCUUCAUUUAUGAGGUUUUUUCCCGUGUAUUAAUUGCAUGAUCUGCUUCAUAAAUCAACUUACAUUUAAAUGGAACAGCUUAAAAGUAAUUGUGCAGCUGAGCAACUGAUGAGUUAUUGUGCCUUAUGGCUGUGUGGGUAAGGACCAAAAAGACAAAAAUUGGUCUCUUUAACCUCCAAUGUCCCUUAACUCUCCUCCAAUGAGUUUCCUGUCACUUUAAUUUAAGAUGUAUUUUGAUCACCUUAUGAAAGCAAUUCUAUGAUGCAUGUAUCUCCAGUUCCCCAGAAACAAUUGGCCAGUCCUGUGUUCCUAAAUUCCCUUCUGUAUAUUGCCUUUCCUUUUUCCUUUUUUGAUAGCUGUAAUAGAUGUUGUUAGGGAUGAUGCUGUGUGUAGAUCUGGUUUUAGAGGAUAGACAGAAGAAAUAAACAAUAUUUGGAGUGUCAUUGAGACCACCUUGGUAAUUUUUUUUUGCUUGCAAAGCAGAUGUCUCCGUUAUGCACUCAAAUUCUUCACCACCACCCAUUAUCAUAAAGUCUUUUUAGCAUAACUAUUUUUUAAUUCUCUGAGCUUUUUCAUGGCACAAUUUAAAAUCAGUCUUUGUAGGAUAAAUUUCAGUUUAUAUUACAACUCAAAAUACAAGAAUCAUAAUUUUUUUUUUUAAAUCUUGUAAUAAGAAUUUUGCAGUUAAUGUAAUUAAGUUCCUUUCAGGCUAAUACUUGGGCUGCAAAUCAAGAGUUUUAUUUUCCUUUUGCAAUCAGGUACCCUUUGAAAUGUUCACACUUAAGUUCUGUGAACUGUGUUGUCAUUCUGUGUUGUGACACUGUUGUCACUCUACUUCUGUCAGCAGGAUUUUAAAAACUGCCAUGAGUUCUGACUGGAAGGAAAAGUGUAUGUAUGCAACAAUUUUCAGUGGAAAGGAAAACUAGAAGACAUUAUUUUGUUAUUAUAACUUCACCUAAGAGGAGAAGAGGUGCAUAUGUAUGUGUGUGGAUAUUUGAUAAGUUUAUAUCUUUCUCAGAAAGCUUCAAAGUCAUGAUUUUUGCAACACUUCAACUUGAUAUGGAGAUGCUGGGGUUUUUUUCCCCCACCUUACUCCUACCCAAAUUCAUUAGUGAAUGACACAAAAAUUUUAAAAAUCAGACUUCACUAUGUAGAAAGUAAAAAAUGGUGGGGGGAAAGAGCAGCAAAAAUCAGAUCCAGUGAAGACUCAGAAGCUGGAUGCAAUUCUGCUGAGUAUCUGUAAUUUAAAGCCCAAGACUGAAAUUCUGACCACUUAAACAAGUCCUUUAACCAUGGCCAUGACUAAGGCUUCCCCUAGCCUUAAGAUCCUACUAUAAAAGUGGAGCUGUCGUUUUCUUGAGAGAUUUGUGUACAUGCCUGCUGCAGUGAGGCUAGGUACCACGGAAACAGCUUUUGCGGGGGGGCAGGGGCGGUGCUGAGAGGAGUGGUUCUACUUCUUGUCUGGCAAUAAUUCUGAGCUAAAAGAGGAAGAAAGCAUUAAAAUUUUUAUUUAAACCCUCAAAAAUUGUGUUUAACAUGGAAUGAGCAUUUAUAGUUUAGCAGUCUGUUUAUCUGAGACUGUAUGAUUUUAUGUAUAUGCACAUGUAUAUAUAAUGUACAUGUAUACAGAUUGUAUAUGUAUUUCAGUUUGUUGUGUGCAUGGAAUAUCGUGCUCACUGGAUCAUUGUGACCCAUCUUGACUGAUACAUCUCAGAUCAUGUGCUGAAAGAGAUGUGCAUCCCCGUGAAGGAAGAGAUGUGCAUCCCUGUGGGUACCAGUCUGCUGCAUCAUCACAUCCAGAUGGGAUCUGGCCGAUGCAGUUGUCCUUCCUACUCAAUGUGAGUUUGAUGUCACAGAGGGACCACACAACUUCCCUGAGCUGUGCUGUCAGGUUCAGGGCAUCCGCAGCCCAGGGCUCCAGCUGGCCUUGACCCUUGGCUGGUUUUGUGUAGCUCUGUUGCCUGACCCUGGUUCACCAUCACUGAGGAAGCUGUUGCUGAGCUCUGAGAGUUUGUAAACUGAAACCAUGCAAGAUAAGAAAAGUAAAACCAGGCAGAACUGAGUGUGCUGAGCUGGGAACACUCUCAGGGAUUGGGCACAAAUACUGGUGGGGAAUCUAAAAAUCUGAGGGAGAAAGCAAAGACUUAGAAGAUGGCAUCUCUGCAACUAUGAGGACUUGAACUGAUUUACUGGAGUAUUUUGACAUGAAUGAAAGACCUUUCUUAUUAAAGUAUGCAACACCAAUAAAAAGCAACAGAAACCA
Corvus hawaiiensis (hawaiian crow) is the source of this 18147-nucleotide messenger RNA. RefSeq names its product threonine synthase like 1 (gene THNSL1). Gene Ontology annotation, cellular component: cytoplasm. Gene Ontology annotation, molecular function: pyridoxal phosphate binding. The record is from RefSeq and is a predicted model, not a curated record. Lineage: Eukaryota; Metazoa; Chordata; Aves; Passeriformes; Corvidae. The transcript is spliced from 3 exons. Gene Ontology annotation, biological process: amino acid metabolic process. The coding region runs from base 673 to 2976 and encodes 767 amino acids.